CAAUCCAUUGAUUUCCCUUAUGCAGGAUUGUUCUCUUCUCUCUCGAACAGGGGUCUUUGAACCUAGGAUUGAAGAAGACCAAUUCUUACUUCUUAGACAACUUAAUCACUCUCUACACUUUUGGCAUAGCUGUUAAGAUUAUAAUUACAAUUGGACACUAAUAUAGCUUUGAUUUUGUCUGCCUAUAUUGAUUGUUUUAUCAGCAUCUUUUCUUGCCUAUGCUUUCUUACACAUGAUAGUUUUAUUUCCCCUCAAAAUCAGGCUUUUCCUUCCUCAUUUGUGGGAACCACAAACCUUAAGGUUUUCUAUAAAUCAGCCAUUCUUUUCCCUAUCUAAAAUCAUAAAUUUUUACUCUUUAACUUUCCUACCAACCCUGAGAAAAGAGAGAGAAAUGGAAGGUUCAUCUUUACGCCAUGGACUGGCAAUCCUGCUCAUUAUCCUUCAAUUCACUAACGACAUGGCCUUAAUCUUAGCUGAUGCACCAUUUCACAACCAAAGAAACAUUGAGUACAUCAAAUCUUCAUGCAGCACCACAACUUAUCCCAAAUUGUGCUACCGAUCCCUCUCAAUCUAUGCAAGCAAAAUUAACACCAGCCCCAGAUUGUUAGUCCACACUGCCCUCAAUGUAACCCUCAUAGCCAGCAAAUCAACUUCAAGAUUGAUGAUGAAGAUAUCACGAAUCCAUGGUUCGAGGCCUAGGGUAGCGGCAGCCAUGGCAGAUUGCAUUGAGGUAAUUGGAGACUCUGUCGAUGAGCUGCAACAGUCUAUAGGGGAACUUGAUCACAUUAGACGCUCAAACUUUUCCCUUACAAUGAGUGAUAUUCAGACCUGGGUUAGUGCAGCGCUGACAAAUGAAGAUACUUGCAUGGAUGGAUUCGCAGGCAGGGCCAUGAAUGGAUAUGCAAAGACUAUGGUAAGAAAACGUAUUGUUAAAAUUGCACAUCUGACAAGCAAUUCCCUGGCUCUCAUCAAUAACUAUGCCUCUUCUCAGAGUAACUUACCUUAAUUUCUCCUGAAAAUUUUAAACAGAAGACACUCAAGGAAGCCCUUGCUUUCUUUCUCCUUAUUUGGAAUUUUUAUAGUAAAACAGUGAAGAUUAAUAAGUACAUGAUUUAUCUUGGGCUUCAUGUUCAGUUUGCUUUGGGAAUUGUCUGCUUUUCAAACAGCGCACCGUGAAAAUUUUGUCCCAAAGUAAGUUUAGAAGCAUAAGCUGAUAGAGUGGUAAGAUAGCAGGAGAUUGCAGAUUGUGUUGUGAGCUGUAAUUGUUUGUUUCUUGAUUUCUGUACUGUAUCAAGUGAAUAUGAAAUUUUAGUCUGUGAACUGCUGUGGAAAUCUACUACACUAUUGUAAAUU
This is a messenger RNA of Durio zibethinus, 1353 nucleotides long. Its product is annotated as pectinesterase inhibitor 10-like. The record is from RefSeq and is a predicted model, not a curated record. Gene Ontology annotation, molecular function: enzyme inhibitor activity. Lineage: Eukaryota; Viridiplantae; Streptophyta; Magnoliopsida; Malvales; Malvaceae. Gene Ontology annotation, biological process: negative regulation of catalytic activity.